CACUGUGGCGCAAGGAGGAGAGCUGACGCGCUCCCUGAAUCGGAGGAGCGACACUUGAAGUGCGCUUUUCUCUCCAGAAAUUAAGCCAGUGCCGCUCAACUUUGGGUCUGAGAGAAUUGUUCUCGUUUGAAGAUGUUCAGCCAAGAUGCUUUAUACUUAGAUCGGUCCUGCCUUCACGAGCCUGCUUCCUCAUAGACUUAACUUUUUUUUUUAUUUUCCGUGCUGACCAAGACCUCUAACCCGAACUGCAGCUGGUGAGAAUAUGUGCGAGAAGCGAUCGGCGAGGAGCUUGGACUGUCUCUGGUCCCACAAGAAGAAGCAGCGUGGAUUAAACACGAAUUAAUGUGGAAUUUAUCGGAGCCCAAAGGUGGAACGACGACCAGACACAGCGCUUCCUCGUCAGGGACUGACUGAUCAUGGUCGCCGUGGUCCGCUCUCUCAUGGUACUGCUGAUCGCUCAGGUGUUGCUGGAAGGUGCUACGGGACUUAUCCCCGAGGUGGGCCGGAGGAAAUACAGCGAAUCCGGGAAGCAGAGCCCGGAGCAGUCGGAGAGCUUCCUCAACGAGUUUGAGCUUCGCCUUCUCAAUAUGUUUGGACUGAGGCGCAGACCGACGCCGAGCAAGCAAGCCGUGGUGCCGCAGUACAUGGUGGACCUUUACCGCAUGCACUCAGCAAACGGAGACCACAGCACUAAACGACCCAAGAGCAUGGGGAAACACGCAGAAAGAGCCGCCAGCAAGGCCAACACGAUUAGAAGCUUUCACCAUGAAGAGUCUAUGGAGGCCUUGGCCAGUCUGAAAGGCAAAACAACCCAGCAGUUCUACUUCAACCUUACUUCGAUCCCUGAUGAGGAGCUAAUCACCUCUGCAGAGCUACGUAUCUACAGGGAUCAGGUCAUGGGAGCUGCAACCCCUACCAGCAGCUCCAGAAACAGCAGCACUAGUGAUAGUGGUCAUGUUGGCGGCUUCCACCGAAUCAACAUUUAUGAGCUGUUCGGAGUUCCUGCCAGUCAUGGUAGGGAACCUCUAGCACGCCUGCUCGACACUCGGCUAGUUCAUGACUCUUUAAGCCGCUGGGAGAGCUUUGAUGUCAGCCCUGCUGUAUCUCAGUGGACCUCUGGCAAAGGCCACAACCAUGGUUUCAUGGUUGAGCUACUGCACCCAGACGAAGGGGAGGGGAAUGAGGAACAUACCCAGAGGCGAAGUAGACAUGUCAGGGUGAGCCGGUCCCUGCACCAGGACCAGGACUCUUGGCCUCAGGCUCGGCCCUUGCUGGUGACGUACAGCCAUGACGGCCGUGGGGACUCGGUACUCCACACACGAGAAAAACGUCAAGCAGCACUCCGCAAACAGCGUAGAAAGCACCAGCACAAGGCAAGCUGCAAAAGGCAUGCCUUGUAUGUGGACUUCAGUGAUGUAGGGUGGAAUGAGUGGAUUGUUGCUCCCCCUGGUUACCAUGCCUUUUAUUGCCACGGUGAAUGUCCGUUCCCCCUCACAGACCACCUAAAUUCUACCAAUCAUGCCAUUGUGCAAACGCUGGUCAACUCAGUCAACUCAAACAUCCCCAAAGCCUGUUGCGUGCCCACUGACCUCAGCCCCAUCUCCCUGCUCUACCUGGAUGAAUACGAGAAGGUUAUCCUGAAAAACUACCAGGACAUGGUGGUGGAGGGAUGUGGCUGCCGGUGAGCAACAGUGGUACUGAUAGAAAGACAGUGGGAAAGAAAGACUGAAAGGUUGUCAUGUACACCUGGUUUCCCAAUGAAGACUUUUAUUUAUAUAAAAGAUAGACAAACAGAGCUAUUGUGGAAGAAGAAAAAACUAUAUAUGAAUAUAUUUAUGUCUACAUAAAGUUGGG
Messenger RNA from Solea senegalensis (Senegalese sole), 1854 nucleotides. It is a transcript of the gene bmp2b, whose product is annotated as bone morphogenetic protein 2b. Bases 417 to 1685 code for a protein of 422 amino acids. Gene Ontology annotation, molecular function: cytokine activity; growth factor activity; BMP receptor binding. The transcript has 3 exons. Gene Ontology annotation, cellular component: extracellular region. Gene Ontology annotation, biological process: BMP signaling pathway; SMAD protein signal transduction; negative regulation of transcription by RNA polymerase II. The record is from RefSeq and is a predicted model, not a curated record. Lineage: Eukaryota; Metazoa; Chordata; Actinopteri; Pleuronectiformes; Soleidae.